AAGCAAAACCCACAAAGAAACAGAAAAAAUCCAAAAAUGGGGAAAAUGGUGAAAGGAAAGCAAUACUGGCUGCUGAAGACAGAACCUGGAGAGUGGUCGUGGGAAGACCAAGCAGCAAACGGAGGUGUAACCAAAUGGGAUGGUGUCAAGAACAAGCAAGCCCAGAAACACCUCAAGUCCAUGAAAGAGGGCGAUCUCUGUUUCUUCUACCACUCGGGCGCCAGUGCUCGCUGCGUGGUGGGCGUGGUCAGCGUGGUGAAGGAAUGGUACUCAGAGAGCGGUGAUAAAAACAGUGAGGUGGUGGUGGAUGUGAAAGCGGUUGGGGAGAUGAGGAGGCGAGUGGACUUAAAGGACAUGAAACAGGAUGGGGAGUUGAAAGGGUUUGUGAUGUUUAGACAGCCGAGGUUGUCGGUUAUGCCGGUGCCUGAGGAGGUUUGGAAGAGGAUUUGUGAACUGGGAAAUGGGUUUGAAGGGGAUGGCAUUGGCAACGAUGGUGGUGAUGAGGAGGAGGAUUUGGGUUAGUUUAGGCUAUGGGUUAAGGGGCGUAGAAAUCAAGAAUGUGGGUCUUUUUGGUAAAAAGAAAAGAUGAAAUGGUAGCAGUGUGGGAAUUGCUAGUAUAUUUGUAAGAUGCCCCUUUUGUUUGUAUGUAUUUUGUCUAAGGAAAAAAAGGGUGCUUAAUUAGAAUUUUGCUACCAUGUUUUAUUUACUGGUGAAGAAAUUAAAUAUGUUGUUCUAUAUGCUCUUUUGUAUGUGAUGGAGUAUUUUGGUUUUAUA
Molecule: messenger RNA, 774 nt
Organism: Theobroma cacao (cacao)
Lineage: Eukaryota; Viridiplantae; Streptophyta; Magnoliopsida; Malvales; Malvaceae
Product: thymocyte nuclear-like protein
Cellular component (GO): nucleus
Source: RefSeq, a predicted model, not a curated record